UCGCCGAGUCGGCGGCGCAUUAUUACUGGCCAAUCUCGCGAGUUCCUCCUCGCAAGUCCGAGCGCGGCCGGUCGCAUGCACCGCAGCGCUUCGCACGCAGCGAGACCGUCCAGGGGGUCGGCGGCGAAGGUCAGACAAUCGAUGGAAACCGCUUUGGCUUGGACGUCGCCAGCUCUAGUGCUGCGCAACGUUGGCCCGAAAUUGGUACCUUUUUUCAAGAGCGUCGGCAUCUACUUCGUCCUGGUAUCCGAUCAGCCGUGCAUCCUCACGGUCUGCUUCAAAUGCUUACCGAUCAUAAGCUUGAUUGCCUUUAUCCUGUUGCACGGCAUCGACUAUUCCCAAGAGCGUGCCUUCAGUCAGAGAAUUUUGACGGGCCUAGUUUUCAGCUGCCUGGGGGAUGCACUGCUCGUUUGGCCCAGCUGCUUUGUCUUUGGCAUGAUUAUGUUCGCCGUAGCACAAAUAAUGUACACCACCGCAUUUGGCUUUAAACCCCUCAACGCUAAGCUUGGUGCUUUUCUGUAUCUUCUUUGCGCCAUAAUCAUUUUCACACUCAUGCCCGGUCUGAAUGGUGUCUUAAAAAUAGGCGUUCCUGUCUACACGCUUUUAUUAGGUACCAUGUCCUGGAGGGCCAUCUCUAGGGUACAAUUUUUCGAGGGUCAGUGGACAUGGAACCGAUUAUGCUGUUGCAUCGGUAGCAUAUGCUUUGUCAUUUCGGAUACUAUGAUAGGUUUUCAUCAUUUUUACAGCCCUGUGCCUUAUCCUCAAAUCACUAUCAUGUUGACGUAUUAUGCGGCGCAACUCGGCAUAGCUUUGAGCGCAGUUGAAUCCAAACGCGUCAAGGACUCAGUCGUCAAGUGAAAAAAAAAUCGACACUGAAAAAUAAAAUUUUUAUACAAUGAUCUUAAAUUAUUAUAACUUACAUGUGAUAUAACCCAUCUUGAGUCAAUUGGAUUGCAAUAUGUAAUCAAAUUCAUGGUACAACUAGUUUUUUCUACUGUAACUGUUUAUGUUCCAAAAAUGGUUGCCAAUACAUUCCGUUAAAAUUAAUUAAUUUCAUAGUUAUGAAAAUGAAACGUAAUUCAACUGAUUUUGCAAUUGAAUUGCAAUUUUGUGGCUUAAAAAAAUGAAAGAAACAAAAAUCGAGAAAAUUACAAAUAUAUUUCAAAUGACAUUUAGUUUUUAAGUACUGUUAAUGUUUUAGAACUUUAUCAUAUACCAGUAGUUCAUCUGUAUUCAUUUCUUAACAAAGAAAUUAAAUGUAACUGUAAUGGUAUAACUAUGAUUUGAUUGGAAAAAUAAAAAAGCCAAUGUUGAUGUUGAGUUUGAUAACGGUAUUUUAUACAAAAAAUAAACAUCUAUUACGAUUAUACAAGACAUUUUUUACAAGCAUACUUUACAAAAAAUAUUGAGAGAUUUAUAAAUCUGUGUAAAAUCUGUGCGUUAAUUUAUUUGAGAUACGUUUAAUACUGGUAGUGUACAUAUUAUUAAAAAUAUAUAUAUGAUACUCUUAAUCAUUGUAUCAUUACAUUAGACAAAACAUUUACGAAAACCGGCUUUUGUUACAUUAUUCACGAAACAAUUUGGUACGUUAAAGAUUAUUGUACAUAAAUUAAAUUCAACAAAUAUGUAUAUUUUGGAUGAUAUACUUUUAAUCCACUUAUAUGGGAAAGGAUAAUUAUUUGUGAUGUGAAAUAUUCACAAGACUUGCAGAUGAAAUGUUUCGAAAAUUGAAGUUAUCAUGAAGCUUGCAUCGAUUUUUGCUAUAAAUUGAAAAAAAAAUUUAAAUGUACUGUAAUAACGGUUUUCCCACUCAUCAUCAAAAACACAAUAAAUUAUAAUUCAACGAAAAAAA
Molecule: messenger RNA, 1852 nt
Organism: Trichogramma pretiosum
Lineage: Eukaryota; Metazoa; Arthropoda; Insecta; Hymenoptera; Trichogrammatidae
Product: lysoplasmalogenase-like protein TMEM86A
Exons: 6
Coding region: 76-858 (260 amino acids)
Cellular component (GO): membrane
Source: RefSeq, a predicted model, not a curated record